Messenger RNA from Schistosoma guineensis, 3441 nucleotides. NCBI's taxonomy places the organism in Eukaryota, Metazoa, Platyhelminthes, Trematoda, Strigeidida, Schistosomatidae. The record is from the annotation of a GenBank genome assembly.
CUUGGCUGCCUGAAUGGAGCUUGGAUGCUUAUAUGUUUGUGUGAAAUUUCGUCUUAGUAUGACUGCGCACGAGUCUGCACUAAAUGAAUAGCAAAGGACAAAACAACUGGUCACUAACUUGUUUAGUGGGUAAGAAAACCUACGUUAAAAUAUUUAACACAAAAAUCUGGUUUUGAAUGGAACUAACUGUGUAUCUAUGUUUUUUAAAUAUUCCACCAGGUGUCACAGGAUCCAUUAAUCUGUUUCUAUGGAGUUUCAGAAGCUCACUCAUUUAGAUCCUAGUUAUUGAAAUGCUGUACUCAUCGUGACUUCAUAAGGACAGGCAAAAUUCGUAAUACCUGUUGUUACUUGCAUUUUUUGCUAACAUAUUGAUUUAAAAAAAUAAUGAGCUGUUCUGAAUACAGCUGUCUUCAAACAUUUGCGUGGAUUCUUUUCACACAUUUGUGGUAUCGUCACUGCCUAUAUUUAUAUACUUAAAGGCAGGGUUCAAUUACACCAACCAGUAAAUCCUGUGGGACUUCUUUUAAGGACGAUGUAAUGAAUAUCAUCACGUUGUUGAAAACUGGAGACUAUAUUGAAGAUGGAUGACAUUAAUUCAUACAGUCAACUGAAUUCUCAUAACCUUAUAAAAUACCCAGACAUAUUAUCCUGAUUUUUAGUUUCAAAAUUACUUUGUACAUUUAUUUUAUGAAUUCUUUCUUCUUGAAUCAUAUUCCACAUACCUAGUCUUUUUUACUACCACCGAUAAAACUGCUAAUAUUUAGGUAGUCACUUUCAUAAUUUCUUCUUUUUGUACUAAUAUUAUGUGGCAAAUUGAACCGAUUCACAUAUGUCCCAUGUUUUACGUUACUUAUGACUAACGGACUGGUAAAAUACUGCUGUGCUGUUUUUAGGAAAAUAAUUACUUAAUUACGGUUAGUCUCAAGAUUUACCUUCUAUGAAUUGAAAGUCGCACAUGUCUCUGAAUGAUAUUCAAGUAGUGUCCAUAAAAGUGUAUGAGCAAGCCUUUUUCAUAACAUUUUUGUGGACAUAUCUUAUAAGCUCUGGCUUGUUAUUCCUGCAUUAUAUACUAUGCUCAAAUGUUUUAUGUAUACAUUAAUUCUGGGAAUCAAGACAGUUAUCCCAUUUUCCUAAAUUGCAUGACUGUUCAUAAUUGUUAUGUACCGUUCUUUCAUUUCGAUUAGUUUAAAACGUUGAAUUUGUCAUCAACUAUGAGUGCAAAUAUUGAAAAGAUAUUUCUUAAUGUAAUGACGUCACGGCCUUUAUAUCAAUGGGCUGAUUUCGAAAAAUCACUAUUUUAUGCUCAAGAGGUUACGCGUAUUACUUAUGUGAAGGGCGAUUUCGAAAAAAUGCACACUGAUAAAGGGACACGGUAUAAGUACAUUAAUUACAAAUGUUCUCAUUCAACUGGACCACCAAACUCUCCGAAUAUGAACAAUACCAAUGGUGUUAAUGAAGGAUGUACUGCAGCAUUCCAAGUUCGAUGGGUUGAUAAUUGUUAUGUAGUUACCUUUAUAAAUCAGGAACAUAAUCAUAGUCACUCUUCAAAUAAUCGAGCGAAGAAAGCACCAGAAAAUAAAAGAAGACAUAUCGAUGCAUCGAAUGGAAAGAAAAACCAAGGAAAUAAUCAAAGUUUUAAUCAUCCAAUAGUUAUAUCAAGUAUUCGAGACCAAAUAGCUCAAAGUAGUGAAACUUUGGACCAGGUUCUAUCGAUUAUCAAUCGGAAUUCAUAUGUUGGAAUUGAAAGAAAUUCUUCGGAUCAAGUAACACAAAUUACAUUAGCACGUUACGAACAAGUUGACGUAUAUCGUCAAUAUCCAGAAGUAGUACUUUUAAACGCUGCUUACGAUGUGAAUUCAACGGGAUUUUCAUUAUUUCAAUUUGUUGUGACUGACGGUUUUGGUUGUCCUAGACCAAUUAUGUAUUCAAUAAGCACUAUCCAACAAAAAGAAGAGAUAAAAAUUCUAUUAAAUCAUUUUUGCGGUAUUGUUGGCAGCGUUGAUAACACUCGCACAUUUAUAAUGGAUUGUGCUAUAGUUCAGUUGGAUGUUGUACAAAAAAUGUUUCCGAAAACCAGAAUCUUACUGAAUCCUUUCAUUAUUAAAGAAUCAUUUACAAGAAAAUGCGAUAGUCUCACAGCUGUUGCAGUUUUUCACGCAAUGAUUACUACAGUAUCUCCUUUACAAUUUGAUUAUUACCUGGAGAGAUUAAAAAAUACGAGUAUUAAUGCAUAUAAUUACGUGGUGAAUACAUGGAUUCCUACAAAGAAAAUGUGGGCAGCUUCAUAUUGUCUGGAUGCUGUAACUCUUGGCGCCAGUACUGCUGAAAUCAUUAAAGGUGUAAAUUUCAGCUUUAAAGAACCACUGAAAAAGCUUACUUCUGUUAAAGAAAUUAUGACUAUAAUAUAUAAUGAAGCUGGAAAGCAAUGGGUUUAUCCUAGUAUCAGUAUUAUCUCAUCAUCAUCGUUGUCAUUCCCUGGAAAUUCUACUAAUAAUCUAAAUAAUAACAAUAAUUUAUCAGAGAAAUUUAAAUAUAUUUUAGAAAAAUUAACUGAUUAUGCAGCAGAAAUGGUCUACAAACGUUUAACUAAAGUUGAUAAAGUCAAUAUAGAUUUCACCAAUGAACAAUUAGCUUUAUGCGCAGAUUCUUCAUUUGUAUACGAAGUUGAUCGUGACAAUGCUACAUGUUCUUGUUCAUUCAAUAUAUCAUCAUUUCUUCCUUGUGAACAUUUAUUAAAGGUGUUUAUGGUUCAUGGCCUACAUAAAGACUUACUAUAUCGAAGUAAACGUUGGCUUCAAUGUAACAAUCAAAAUUUAUCUAAACCACCGAUAGUAGUAGUUACUGAAUCAACAAAUCAAUCAAGCAUUUGUUUAGAUUAUAAAAAAGCUGUAACAGAUACAAUUGAAAAAUUAAAAGAUUUUCAAACACAAUAUUCGGAACAAGUUGUACUAGAAACAGCUAAACAAAUAACUAUUCUAUUAGAAUCAGUAUUACCAAAGUCAUCUAUAAUUUUAUUAAAUAAUAAAUAGUGAAUUUUUCUUGAUUAGGCGAACAGUUCAAUGGUUCUAUUUCAACAUAAAAUUUCUUGUAUAUAUAUCUAUCUAUAUUGAUUUAGUUAUGAAUAGGAUGAAAUACAAUAAUGUACAGCAGAUCAGUUUUUAUCCCAUUAUACAAAAUUCACAGAUUCUACAGAGAUGUAUUCAACAUUUAAGAUAAUAUUCUUCUAUAUAAAUAUUUUUAUCUAACUUGAAUAAAACUUGACAAACAGCUGUUGAAUGGAUAAAAAAAGCCUGUUCAUUUUUGUUGUUAUCGCUGUUUGUGUUGUUAGUUCUCAAACUGUGUCCACUUAUAAUCCAACUUCCUGCAACAUUUUUAUAUAUCUACUAAAUUGUUUUAUCAAAAUUCAUAUUGAUUUUCUCAAUAUAAUAUUUUAGAUAUUGU